This is a messenger RNA of Acaulospora colombiana, 272 nucleotides long. The record is from the annotation of a GenBank genome assembly. Lineage: Eukaryota; Fungi; Glomeromycota; Glomeromycetes; Diversisporales; Acaulosporaceae.
CCCACGAAGGAAGGGCCGACAGUUCGGUGAAGCCAAUCUGGCAUAUCAUUGUGCGACUAUUCCCAAAUGGAAGGGAGAGGCAGAAUAUCGAGAUUUGUGCUGAGAGACGGCUUCUGAUUGAUCCGUCGAGGUUAUUCUUCAUGAAGCUCUUUAUUCCUGCUAGUUGUCAACGUUCGAGGCUAGAUGAGAGCGGAGUUGGGUUCGCUGAGACAGGGCGCACUCACGUUCAUGAUAGUGUGUUGUGUGCAGAGCGCUCUUCGCUGGCUGCCUAG